Molecule: messenger RNA, 513 nt
Organism: Cylicostephanus goldi
Lineage: Eukaryota; Metazoa; Nematoda; Chromadorea; Rhabditida; Strongylidae
Source: the annotation of a GenBank genome assembly
AUGAGCAAAGCUGAUCGUGAUUUUGAAGAUGGCAUUCAGUUCAUGAAGAUCCCCAACUUCUCCAUAGCCUUGAAGCCAUUUGACCCAGAAACGUACGAAGAAGAUGAAGACGAUGACCAAAUUGAAGAAGGUCGCAAUCGUUUGAAAUUGAAGAGUACAAGGUGGCGGUUUGCUCACGAUGCAGAUGGAAAGUCAUUGGUUAUCGGGAAAGAACGCUUUGACGUGGAGUCUAUGCCCAUUACCGCAACAUGCAACAUCUAUUUGUUCGACAAGGGACCGGUCUCUACACAGAAAAUAUCUGAUAGAAAGCUGAUAUUCCGUCCUCAUUCUACAGACAGCGAAACACACAAAAAGUUUAUUAUGUGCAUGGCCGAGCGUACUACUCGUAAAAGCUCUCAGGUUUGGAUGGUCGCAGAAGUUGGAGCGAAUCCUGAACAAGCACGAAGGGAGUUCCAAAGAAAGAAGCAACAGCAAAAGAAGAAGAUUGUGACAAGUGACGAAGGAAGUGAUUAA